AUGUCGUCGUCUUCAUCAUCAUCAUCUUCUUAUUCUUCUCAUCAAUGGAAACACGACGUGUUCAUGAGCUUUAGAGGUAAGGAUUUGUGGAACAACUUCAUAUCACACCUCUUCCGCGGGCCGGACCAAGCGGGGAUUGACUACUUCAACGACGGCGACAGAGAGGACACCGGGAAGGAGAUCUCGCACAAGCUCUUGACAGCGAUCCGGCAUUCGAGGUUCACCCUCAUCUUGUUCUCCGCGAACUAUGUCGACUCCAAGUGGUGCCCGAACGAGCCGGUCGAGAUCCUCGAGUGCAGAAGGCAGCUCAAGAGUCACGGCCACAUGGUUGUUCCCAUCUUUAUGGGCGUGCACACCGCCGAUGUUUCGAACCUUUUUCCUUCUCAUCGCAUGUUCAUCAUUGUAAUGGAACUCAUGCCUUUCCCGCUGUACCGGAAUGUUCAUGGGGUCGUGCAAAAGGCUAAGGAUAGUGACCAGGGACUUCCUCAAAGUUUGGAUGUCUAUGGCUUAAAAUAUUUGCCGGAGAAGUUGCCCGACAUUGCUGCCGAAGAGGUAGCCCGCUGCAAACGGAGAGGCAGCUAG
Molecule: messenger RNA, 582 nt
Organism: Rhodamnia argentea
Lineage: Eukaryota; Viridiplantae; Streptophyta; Magnoliopsida; Myrtales; Myrtaceae
Product: TMV resistance protein N-like
Exons: 3
Coding region: 1-582 (193 amino acids)
Biological process (GO): signal transduction
Source: RefSeq, a predicted model, not a curated record